Molecule: messenger RNA, 1579 nt
Organism: Rhizophagus irregularis DAOM 181602=DAOM 197198
Lineage: Eukaryota; Fungi; Glomeromycota; Glomeromycetes; Glomerales; Glomeraceae
Source: RefSeq, a predicted model, not a curated record
AUAUAAAGAUAUUAUAUUAAAAUUAUUUUUCACCUUUAUUGUUAUUCAAUACAAUUCUUUUUAUAACCAACGAUAAUCCUUCUCUCAAAUAACCCCAUUGUUAAAUUUCAUCCAACUUUAUCAACGUUAUUAACAAUUUAAGAACCAUUAUGAAUAUGAAUAUUCAACCUAGCACGCAAAGUAACAUACAAAUGAAUGAAUGUAAUUUUUUUCAUUAUGCACCAAAUUAUGAUAAAUUUUAUCAUAUAACUUACAGAACUCUUUUACAAGGGUUUGACUCCUUUGAUGAUUACAAUUAUGAUCAUGGAUUCUUUUAUAAUAUUAACCCUAUAUCAAAUUAUUAUGUCAUGUGUAAAAUACUUCCACAUUCUUUGGUCGCAAAUAUGUUGAACAAGAAAAUAUAUGGAAUAGAUAUUGGCAUAAAUAACUUGAAACGAAAAGAAUUAUUAUCUUUGAAUCAAAGAUUAGAUUUGGAACAAGACUUGAAACGAAUUCUUCCUUUUCAUCUUACACAAAAUCAUACUUCUAAUAAAGAAAUAAGAAUGAAUUCUUCUUAUGUGCAUAAUACACAAACAAUUUCGAUAACUGAUAAUCACACUAAUUUUGAUAAUAGCUUUCCUCAACAAACUAGAGCUGGGUGUUUUACUAAUAAUGACAUUAAUCCACAACUUGUUUUAAAUAAUAUUCCACAACAAAUUCCUGAAGGAAUUCGUUGUAAUGAAAAUACAAAUAAUGUACCGACAACACAAGCAGUUUCGAUCGCUGAUAGUCAAAACAAUGGUUUUCCUCAACCAAUCAAUCCCCUUUCAAGUUCAACAUCUGUGGUGUCACAAAAUAGAGUUAAUUAUAACGUUACUAAUUCACAACAACAAAUUGAUUUCAAUAAUAUUUCACAGCACAUUACUGAUAGAGAAAUGGGAUCGAAUUAUUAUGGAAAUUUAAAUUCAUUUCAUGGAAAUAUCGUGAAUAAUACACCCGUAACACAAUCUGUUUUGACAACUGAUAUUAAUCAAAACUAUGGUAAUUAUAUCCAAGAUGUAAAUGGCGCUAGAAACUUUGCUUACAUACAGCAACAAGUUGAUCUUAACAAUAAUUAUAGAGACACAGAUUUGCAUAACGGAAAUAUUGGAAAUAAUGUAACGACAACGCAAACUAACGAUCACCAAGAUAUAAAUGAUAUUAACCAAGUUAAUAAUAAUAUCAACAAUAAUUAUAGAGAUACAGAUUCACAUAAUGAAAAUAUUGAAAACAAUGUAACGACAACGCAAGCUAAUGGCUUGUUAUGCGAUCACCAAGAUAUGAAUGAUAAUCAGCAAGAUAAUCACCAAGAUAAUCAUAUCAACAAUAAUUAUAAGGACACAGAUUUGCAUAAUAAUAAUAUUGAUGACAAUGUAAUGACAACGCAAACCAACGGCUUGAUAUGCGAUCACGAUGUAAAUGAUAUUCACCAAGUUACUCGAUUACAGCAUGUUGAUUCCCAUCAUAUUCAACAUCAACAAUGAAAACGGUUUGACAUACUUUUAAAUUUAAUUUUUAUUUCUCGUUUACAUUAGAUAAAAUUACGGACUUAUAAAAUGAU